CGUUUCACUCUGCCCUUGCUGAAGCAGACACAUUGCAGUCGCUCACGCUUGCACUCACAGACAUCGACUUGCUUCCCGUAUCAAAAGCAACAAAUCUGAUUCGUGCAGCACGAGAAUACGGAGCAGGAACGAAGCGGCAACAACAAGGCAUUGAUUGACCGGCCAACAGCCGACGCUUGAGCAUGGUUAUGUGAAGGUUCGUUAUGGCUGUGGGUGAUGGUUUCUUACUUUAAGGGCAGGGCUUCCUGGGACCGUUCGUAAGAGUAAAACAAAAAAAAGAUGCUACCCAAAAGCACGCUUUCAGGAACCUAGGAGAGGAACGAAGACCACAGAUCUAAGAUGGACAUGAGGCGGAAUUUAAAAACAAGAUAAAGUCCUCUCUGAGAUGAGACAGAUCGGAUGGCACUUCACACUUGAAGCACCUGUGCAGAUUAAAGAUUUGAAUUAAACAUGCCUUCAAUGGAUUCUGAAAGGUGAAACGGGCUUUUGCUACUCACUAUGAAGAAAACUGUCAUAUGAAUGUUAAGAAAACUGGAUAUAAAGACAUGAUACGUAAUGCCAAUCAAGAAAUAACAAAUGUUGAAAACUGAGGAUAAAGAAGAAGAUGAGGCCGCAUGACUCACAAUGGAUAAUUAAACAACAAGACAGUAAUAAUGUGACUGUCAGUAAUUCAUCCAUUUGACAUCCGAUUAACCACACAGUAUUAUGAUUUCUGCUCAUUUACUGAAAAGAAUAAAAUCAACCGUCUGCACAACCGUCUGAAGACCUUCCACAGUGAUUCACCUUGGAAGUGAUGAGGGAACUAACAGGGCUGUUCACCUAUACAGGAACGGGAAGGAUUGGAAACCAUUUUAAAUCUUGAUGAUACAGACACGACAGGUCUGUGGACAACCUGGAUUACCAUGCCACGCAGAGUACCAGGACGUCCAGCUAGAGGAACUGAUCUGGACAACCCAAAAUGGAUCCAAGCAAGGAGAUGUCCUGCAUCAUCUAUCUCUGUCAACACAAUGGGAGUUUACUCCUGUCCAAUGCCACAAUCAACAAUCCUCUGGUUGGGCCUCAUAGGCAGUGUACUGUUGAGAAGUGGAACAGGUGUGUUGGCAGGAGAGACAUGGGGCAUGGUGUCUAUCUGUCCAAUUCACUGCGUGUGUCGGAAUCUAUCGGAGUCUCUGAGUACACUUUGUGUAAAUAAAGGUCUUCUAUUUGUGCCACCAAACAUCGAUCGCCGCACUGUGGAGCUUCGUCUGGCUGACAAUUACAUCCUGGAAGUGGGAGGAACCGAUUUUGCCAAUAUGACAGGACUGGUUGACUUGACACUGUCACGUAACACCAUCCAUGCUCUAAAACCGUUGGCCUUUGCUGAUUUGGAAAGUUUGCGUUCACUUCACCUGGACACCAACCGUCUCACCGUGGUGGGACCUCAGGAUCUAACAGGUCUUAUUAACCUUCAGCAUCUCAUCAUCAACAAUAACCAGCUCACUAAUGUUUCUGCAGAUGCUUUUGAUGAUUUCUUACAAACCCUGGAGGAUCUGGACCUUUCCUACAACAACUUGCGCAGGGUUCCUUGGGAAGCUAUUCAAAAUAUGGCUAGCCUGCACACUUUAAAUCUGGAUCACAACCUAAUAGACCAGAUUGCUGAGGGUUCUUUCGGUGAGCUCUACAAACUCUCCCGACUGGAUAUGACCUCGAACAGACUACAGACUCUUCCUCCUGAUCCACUGUUUUCGAGAUCCCAGAUUGGGGUUGUCAGUCCAACACCAUACAACUCCAUUAUCAGCCUUAAUUUUGGGGGUAACCCCCUGCACUGCAAUUGUGAGCUGUUGUGGUUGCGAAGACUGAUCCGUGAAGAUGACAUGGAGACGUGUGCCACUCCAGCUCAUUUGGCAGGUCGCUACUUCUGGUCCAUCCCAGAAGAAGAGUUUACUUGUGAGCCUCCUCUAAUCACCCGUAACACCAACAAGUUGUGGGUGCUGGAGGGCCAAAGGGCCACGCUUAAAUGCAGAGCUAUUGGUGACCCUGAGCCAGUUAUACAUUGGGUAUCACCAGAUGACCGUAUAGUGGCCAACUCAAGUCGCAUUCACUCAUACUACAAUGGCACACUGGAUUUUUUAGUGACUCGUGCCAGAGAUGAUGGCACCUAUACAUGUAUUGCCAUCAAUGCAGCUGGAGAAUCCACAGCUCUGGUGGAUUUAAAGAUCAUCCCCCUGCCUCAUCGAGGGAAUGGCACAAUAUCCCUAAUCAACCACAGAGACCCUGGAUCAUCUGACAUUAGCAGUGGGCGGGGAGGGGUUGAAGGAGGAGGGACUGGUGUGGUGACUGUAAGGAAUGUCACUGGGGUCAAGGCAGAAACUGGAGAGAUGGGAGCUGAAAACAGCAAUGGGGGAACCGAGAACUUUGUGGGAGUUCUGGGAGUGACGUCCAACGUAGCCCAGAUCCGCUGGAAAAUGGGUAGAUCUUCGACACCUUUCUUGGUGUGGAUGUAUCAGAUGCAGUACAAUAGCACAGCUGAUGAAGCACUUGUUUACAGAAUUCUGCCUCCAACCAGUAACAGUUUCCUGCUGAAAAAUCUGGUGUCCGGAGCAGACUACAGCCUGUGCGUCUUGGCCAUAUUUGAUGAUGGCAUCUCCUCCUUGGCUACAACAAAGGUGUUGGGUUGCAUCCAGUUCAGCACAAAAGAGGAUUACCCAGAAUGCCGUUCUCUGCAUGCUCACUUCCUGGGCGGCACGCUGACAGUGAUGGUGGGUGGCGUGGUGGUGGUAACCCUUCUGGUCUUUACCGUGGCCAUGAUGGUGCGCCAUCGCGUUUGCGGCGAGUGUCGAGAUGAUGCCAAUCGAUCUGGCAAGUUUUUGCCAGCCAAAGGGGUGGAUGUUUAUGCCCAGACAAACGGAAACAAUAGCAUGAUGAUGGUGGCACUACCAAAUGGAGUCUUGGUCCAAAGAUCAAAAUCAACACUGGACAAAACCAAACACACCAAGUCAGGCUCUAUCCCUAAACCGAAACAGAGCCCAGAGCCACACCAUAGCCGGGGCACGGACACAUCCGGUAGGGUUGAAGGGGCGAAAUGUUUUACUCCACUCACACCAGAGAACGAAAGACUGACGCUCUAUUAUUCCCCGAGUAAUACACUUCCCCUACCUACACACAAGGCUGUAAAGCGAACUGGUAGGAUCAAGUUGCGAAAGUCUCUGGAAAAAGACGGAGACGUGGACAGAGUUUUGGGGAGCAGUCAAGUCUUGGCCUCACUUGCAUUGACACAAGGUGGAGAGGAAAACGGAGAGGGAGAGUCGGACUUUAGGAGGGCACUGAAAACCAAACGAAGCUGCUCUUUCGAUGUGGGCGAAAUCACCACCACAACCUGCUACGGCUACGCCAAGCGACUGAGCGUCAUCUGGACCCGUCGUAGCCAGUCGCUACACGGCAUGCUCGUCCACUGCGCCUCCACCACCAGCACAUCCAGCACGGGGAGCGAGCAGUAUGGACACGCCAUGACACGGGAUUAUUUACAUGCCUUUGCUUCCAACAACUCCUCGAACUCCAACUCAAACUCAACAUCUAACUCGAACAGUAGCAUGACUGUCAAUCCAAGGGACCUUGAGGAAAGUGUGGUGUAGAAAGUGUGGAGUAUUGAGUUAACACGUGCCACAUAAACAACCAAAAGAGACAAAAGAGAACACCAACAAUGAAAAUGAGAUUAAGACAAAUUAUCAGGGGAUAGCAGAGUUGACGAGGAGCACAAAAGAUUGGCUAUUAUGUAAUGACCGCCUUUGUUUCAGCCACAACGUGGCUCAAAAUCAAAUUAUGUAAAGAGAAAAAAUGACAAGUAGGAUUGAGAAAAAAAAAGAAAUGUGAUAGGUCUGUUUUUUUAUGAUGGGCCUAAGGCAUGGGGGAUUACAACCUGAAGCAUCUGUUUCAACAAGAUUAAUUAACCAAUUAAUAAAUUGUUGAAUAAAUCUGCUGCAACUUUAUACUGAAGCAACUCCAUUUGAAUGUUAAUAUGAAGCUGAAACAAGGGUAAUAAAUAUCACAAAAACAAAUUCAAUACCCAGUGAGGGAGACCAUUAUCUGUUAAAAUAUGCAGCUGUGAAGCAGAUCACGCCUGGACCACCUAACAAGGGGAAAUUAUAUAAAUACGCUGUAAAGUGUCUUUUAUUUUGUUGGUUGUGGUUUUCAACGAUUAUUGAAAAACUGGGGGAGUUACAGAGAAAUCAUUUGUUCAAACUGUAAUUCAAUGGUGGUCUAUGAAUAGUCAUAAUUGUUCUUGUCUGAUCAACCUUUUUCCGAAAUCCUAAAAUGAAUAAAAAGCCGUUCUGUUAAACUGA
Messenger RNA from Misgurnus anguillicaudatus (oriental weatherfish), 4319 nucleotides. It is a transcript of the gene lrfn4a, whose product is annotated as leucine rich repeat and fibronectin type III domain containing 4a. Gene Ontology annotation, molecular function: protein binding. Lineage: Eukaryota; Metazoa; Chordata; Actinopteri; Cypriniformes; Cobitidae. The record is from RefSeq and is a predicted model, not a curated record.